Molecule: messenger RNA, 2151 nt
Organism: Adineta steineri
Lineage: Eukaryota; Metazoa; Rotifera; Eurotatoria; Adinetida; Adinetidae
Source: the annotation of a GenBank genome assembly
AUGGACGACGAUUUAGCUUUCUGUCUCGGCCGAUUUACUGACCAUCAAGUUCAACUCAUCGAUGAUCGUAUUGCAAAAAUUAAAGAAGAAGAAAAUGAAGUAUGUCGUGAAAUUGAAGAACGACAAGCUGCCCAUAUCAAAAAUCGACCUCCACAAAGAGAUAAAGGCUCACAUGCUAAAGAUAAAGCUCUUGUUGAUAAAUUCGUUAGUGAUCUUCGUCAAUGUAGUGCAGAACCAAGGAAAAUAAGAGCAGUUACUGAUGAUCAAACUUGUAUAGAUUCAUUACGUGCAGAACUCUGGACAAAAGUAGCAGCAUCUACAACUUAUAUCAAUCGAUUACAUAAUUUAGCUAGACCAUUAUCAAAUACAGCAAAAUUCGUAGAAACAUGCCGUGAAACAGUUGAAUCUUUUAAACGACCAAGUGAUUUUGAUGCUAAUUAUAAAGUAUUAUAUAAGAUUAUAGAACAAGAUGAAAAAGAUCAGGUUAUUGGUAGUAUUCAAAAAUGGUGGAAAGAAAAAUAUGGAGAUAAAGUAGCUGAGAUUAAUCAACGGAAUCAAAAAUUUAAUGGAGCUGUUACUGAACCUAAUUUUGCUAUUCUAUCACCAAAUAGUGGAGUAAUUCGAAAUGCAAAAAAACUUAUCGAAGCUAGACAGGAAACAAUUGUUGAACCUGAAUAUUUUGAAGUUGUUCGUGAGUUUGUUCGACAACUUUUAUUACUCGAUGAAGAAAAACGGGAACAUACUGAUGCUAAUGAACUUAGUAAUGAAUUAAAUAGUAGAACUAUUGAAGAAACUAUUGAUUAUGCAGAAAGAUGGUUGUCAGAACGUGAUGAAAUUCGUAAUCGAAAAGAAGAAGAUCCAUAUAAAAUUGAACUAGAAGAAGCUAAAGCAAAAUAUGGUCGACAGCGCAUGGCUCGUAGAGCACAAAAAUUUGCUGUAGCAGCAUUUAUCCGUCAAUUGGCCGCUGGUUCAAAAAAUGAUGAACAAUUUCAGGAACAAUUGGACAAUAUUGUUAAACAAGAAAGGAAAAUCAAUGAAGAAACGGAAACCAAAGAAGAAGGAAAAAACAAUGAAGAAAGGAAACCCGAAGAAGAAAGGAAAACCAAUGCAGAAAGCCUACCUGUAAUUCCUUGUGACAUCGGUGAUCCAAAUGAGGAAGAACUACCCGUAACGUUCGAACUCAAAGCGGAUGCGGCUUUUAUGAAUCAAUUUAAAAAUAAUUCAAAUGAAGUUCAAGAACGAUUCAUUAAAAGUCUAUGCCAAGCGUUCUCUAUACCGAGUGGAGAAAUUCGUAUUAAGAAUAUUGAUUGUGAUAAAGCUAUUAUAUGUAUAUUGAUUUCAAAACCUCAUGGUACAGUUGUUGUUAAGAUUUUAAUUGGUGGUGUUGAAGAUGCUGUUGCUCGAAAGGAAGCAGUGUGUAAAUGUUUUAGUGAUAUUAAUGCAAAUGUUGACUCAAUUAUACUUGGUGAAGUUGCAUUGGAAGUUGAAGGUAGACGAAUGGAUCCGAGAUGGAAUAAAAAUUAUGUUUCGUCAUCUAAUGAUCCUACAGGACAGUACUGGGCAAAUUCAAUCAAUCAAGGUGGUAAACCUUAUUUUUGCCCUUCAGGUUGGAAACGUUAUGGUAUUAAAGUAGACACAGGUGGAAAAGAAUUUGAUGCUAAGUGGGGUACUUGGAAUAUGGCAUACCAUGGAACAAGAAGCGAAGUUGCAACAAAUAUUCUUAUGUCUGGUCUUAAAGUUGGUACGCACGGAUGUCAUUAUGACGAUGGGGUACGACGAGUGUAUGUCUCACCUAGUAUUGAAUAUUGUGCUCAUCAAAUAUAUGCUUGCCCAUGGGAAAAAACGACAAAAAACGGUGAAAACUUAUGGUAUCAGUUAGUGUUUCAAUGUCGAGUUAAUCCAAAAUCGAUUGCCAGUAUCAAACCCGAAACAAUUCUAGGUCCUGAUUAUAAAAAAGAAGUAAUAGAUCCAAAUUUCAAAAAUAGCGAGCUAGAAUGGAUUAUAUUAGACCGAGCUGAUCAGGAAUUUAUUGCAGAUGAUAUCAUUUGUUAUGGCAUGAUGAUGCGUACAUCAAAGGACCAUCCAAAAACUUUGACACCAUCUAAAUGGUGGGAACACACGGAUCCCGCAUGUUACUCCACAUCUACAUAA